Messenger RNA from Arachis stenosperma, 3085 nucleotides. RefSeq names its product pentatricopeptide repeat-containing protein At1g74600, chloroplastic. Bases 110 to 2836 code for a protein of 908 amino acids. The transcript has a single exon. Gene Ontology annotation, molecular function: protein binding; RNA binding. The record is from RefSeq and is a predicted model, not a curated record. Gene Ontology annotation, biological process: RNA modification. NCBI's taxonomy places the organism in Eukaryota, Viridiplantae, Streptophyta, Magnoliopsida, Fabales, Fabaceae.
AAUAUGCAAGUCUUUCUGUUUUGCUUUGUUGCAAUUCCUCCUCGUCUGCACAUUAGCACGAAUUUUCAAUACAAAUCAAAUAAUGCAUUCAGUACACUCAAUUUUCUAGAUGAGAGUGGUAAUGGUGGUAACAUUAUCUGCCCCUCGUAUGAUUCUUAUGAAUUCUCUACUUACUCAAAGCUUCCACAAAACAAGCUCACGACUUGCUUGCCAAUUCACCACUUCGCUCGGUUUCAUUGAAAGCCCAUUUGUUCGUUAUGUUAAACACGAAGACAAUUAUAAUUUUUCAAGUCCUUUUGAGUCCCUACCUGCUUACAAGAUUUCAGGUCAGCACACUGCUUGGAACUCAAAAUUCAUGCAUGCCCAUUUGAUUAAAACUUGUGAUUUGCAGUCUGAUAUCUUCGCUGUGAAUUCUUUGCUUGAUUUUCACUGCAAAUCUGCUGACAUGGUUGUUGCCCGCAAGCUGUUUGAUUCAAUUCCUAUUCCAAAUGAUGUUUCGUGGAACAUCAUGAUAUCUGGUUAUAGGCAUAAUUCAAUGUUUGAGAAUUCGUGGGAGAUGUUUAGUAGGAUGCAUUCGGUUGGUGCCGAUCCUAAUGAGUUUAGCUAUUGCAGUGUUCUUUCGGCUUGUGUUGCUCUGCAAGGUCCUUUAUUUGGUGAGCAAGUUUUUUCACUUGUUUUGAAAAAUGGGUUCCUUUCCAGUGGUUUUGUUCAGACUCAAAUGUUACAAACGUUUUCCAAAUUCCAUGGCUUUAAGGAGGCUCUUAGGUUUUUUAAUUAUCUUUCAUGCACUAAUGUGGCAUGUUGGAAUACUAUUAUUGCUGGGGCAGUUAAAACUGGAGAAAGCUGCGUUGCUUUGAAUUUGUUUUGCCAAAUGUUGCGAGCAUAUCUAAUGCCAAAUAGUUAUACAUUUCCAAGCGUCUUAACGGCAUGUUGUAUCCUUAAAGAUAUGCAGAUGGGUAAAGUUGUUCAUGGUUGUGUUGUCAAAUGUUGUGCAACUGAUAUCUUUGUCAAGACUGCUAUUGUUGAUUUUUAUGCCAAAUUUGGGUGUAUGGAUGAAGCUUUUAGAGAAUUCUCACAUAUGUCAGUCCAUAAUGUGGUUUCUUGGACGGCAAUAAUUUCUGGGUUUGUGCAAGAUAAUGAUAUUUUUUCUGCAUUAAAGCUUUUCAAAGAUAUGAGGCAAAUAGGGCAGGAGAUAAAUAGCUAUACCCUUACGAGUGUGCUUUCUGCGUGUGCAAAACCUGGAAUGAUUGAUCUGGCAGUCCAAAUUCAUUCCCUGAUAUUAAAAUUAGGGUUCUAUUUGUAUCUUAAUGUUGGGGCUGCUUUGAUCAACAUGUAUGCAAAAAUGGGAGAAGUUGAACUAUCAGAAUUAGCCUUCAAUGAGAUGGAAAAUAAGAAGGAUCAGGGCACAUGGGCAGCCAUCCUGUCGUCUUUUGCGCAGAACCAAAAGUCUAGGAGGGUGGUUGAGUUAUUCCGGGUAAUGUUAAGAGAAGGAGUGAAACCUAAUGAGUAUUGUAUUAGUAGUGUGUUAAGUAUUAUUAGCUGCUUGACUUUAGUGACACAGAUGCAUAGUUACACUUUAAGGUCUGGGUUCGAGACUGAAGCUUCGGUCGGCUGUUCCCUUUUCACAAUAUACUCAAAGUGUGGCAAUUUGGAGGAGUCUUAUAAAGUUUUUCUGCAAGUUCCAAUUAAAGACAAUGUCUCGUGGACCUCCAUGAUUGCUGGUUUGGCAGAGCAUGGAUAUGCAGAGCAAGCUCUUCAGCUGUUUAGAGAUAUGAUAUAUCAAAAAAUUCUCCCCGAUCAUAUGGUCUUAAUACCAACUCUAUCUGCUUGUUCCAUUCUUCAGUCCUUGCAGAUGGGUAAAGAAAUUCAUGGUUAUGCUUUUCGUUUAGGAAUAGGAAAAAACUUAGCCUUUUGUGGAGCAUUGGUAAAUAUGUAUUCGAAGUGUGGAAGCUUGAAUUUGGCAAGGACACUGUUUGAUAUGCUACCCGAAAAGGAUGCAUUUGCAUGCUCUUCGAUGGUCGCAGGAUAUGCCCAAAGGGGCCUAAUUGAAAAGGCAUUUUUAUUAUUCCGUGAGAUGCUCUUCGCUGAUGUAUCAGUGGACUCUGCUGUAAUUUCAUCCAUUCUCGGAGCUGCUGCAAUUUCGUAUCAAUCAGAAAUCGGAACUCAAUUGCAUGCCUACAUCCGAAAGUUAGGCUUACAAGCAGAUGUUUAUAUUGGAAGUUCGCUAAUGACAAUGUAUUCAAAAUGUGGAAGUAUUUUAGAUUGCCGAAAAGCGUUUGAUGAUGCUGAGAAGCCAGAUGUAAUAGGUUGGACAUCCAUGAUUGUGAGCUAUGCUUAUCAUGGUAAAGGCGUAGAGGCCUUAGAAGCUUAUGAACUAAUGAGAAAAGAUGGAGUAAAACCUGAUGCAGUAACAUUUGUUGGGAUUUUAUCAGCUUGUAGCCAUAGUGGGCUCGUUGAGGAAGCCUUCUUCUAUCUUAAUUCAAUGCUCAAAGACUACGGCAUUACACCUGGUCAUCGACAUUACGCUUGUAUUGUCGAUGUGCUAGGCCGAUCCGGCAGAGUCCGAGAAGCUGAAAGUUUCAUAAAUGAGAUGCCUAUUGAGGCUGAUGCUUUAAUAUGGGAAACUCUGCUUGCUGCUUGCAAAGUCCAUGGUGAUUUCAAACUUGGAAAGGUAGCAGCCAAAAAGGUUAUGGAGUUCAUAUCAAGUGAUGCUGGAGCUUAUGUUUCUCUCUCUAAUAUUUGCGCAGAUGUAGGACAGUGGGAAGAAGUGGCCAAGAUUAGGAGUUCGUUGAAUUGGACUGGGAUGAAGAAAGAGCCUGGUUGGAGCCUCAUGUGAAGUGUAAUAGUGACAUAAUUUUGUUCUAAUAUCUUUAGAAAAGGAUAAAGAGGUCCUUGACUUUUUGUUCUGUAAAUAUUUUCGUCCUGACGAUUUAAAAAUACUUUUAAAUUUCUGAUCUCUUUAGAAGUUGGACAUAUGAAUCCCUCUGUUCAUAUGAAUCCGUCAGACCCAACAAAAAAAUUUGAUGUGGCUCCUGUUAUGCUGACCUGACCGUUAAGGAUGCACACGUGGAGAGAACCUUUUCAA